This is a messenger RNA of Cladophialophora immunda, 1769 nucleotides long. RefSeq lists its product as uncharacterized. The record is from RefSeq and is a predicted model, not a curated record. The transcript has 6 exons. Gene Ontology annotation, biological process: transport. Lineage: Eukaryota; Fungi; Ascomycota; Eurotiomycetes; Chaetothyriales; Herpotrichiellaceae. Gene Ontology annotation, molecular function: transporter activity. Bases 367 to 1593 code for a protein of 408 amino acids.
AGACUCGAAACACGCAUUGCCUCGAACUAUGACAUAUUCCAAACUCGAGGGCGGUGCGAUUCGACCUUCACACAUGAGAUCGCCAACACGGACUGCCCCCUUGCAGAGGGAUAGGCCUUUAGAAUGCUGUGGCUAUCUCGUACACUUGCCUGAAAGAGGUUAUGGAGGGCCUGAAAUCCCAAACACCCAGCCCAUGAUGCAUUUCAGCAGGACGAUCAACUUCAAUGGAUGCUAUAAAGCCUGGCAGACACUCCAACUCUUGUUUCCUCCCCCACCAUUACUCGAGACGACACAGAAGCAUCUGUUUCUUUGAAUAUCAGAAAGAAUUGUGAAGUACACCGCAACCUGCACAAGACCUCCGCAAAGAUGGGCCUAUUCGAUAAGGAUGACGGGGACACGCCCGUGUGCAGCAUGCCCAACCCUCUACAAGCCGAUGCUCCGGAACCAUUCAUUGGGAGCCUUUCCUUCAGACAAUUCAACCUGUGCCUCUCGGGCGGUUGUACCGCAUUCGUCUGCUUGUCCAUCUUCAUUCUCAUGGCCAGACACGCGACACACUUCAGCAAACCCAAUGAACAGAGCAAGAUCCUGAAAAUCUGUCUCCUCCUUCCGUUCUACAGCAUCUUUUCGCUUCUUGGAAUCGCCUUUCCAAACGCGUACCCAUACCUCGACCCAUGGCGGGACUUCUGGGAAGCCAUCGCUCUAGGAAGCUUCUUCCUCUUGCUCUGCGAAUUCGUCUCGCCGAGUCCGGAUUUUCGCGAUGUCUUUUUUGCAGCGUUCGAGGUCCCGCAAUCUCGCAGAGCUAAACAGAAGGGAGGUAAUGCCCGUCAGGAUGGGCUGGAAUGGUACAGAAAAAGAUGGGUCUCUGUGUUUCAAUACGUCGUUAUAUCUCUGGGGAUCGCCAUCGCCACCGAUAUCACCCAAGCAAUCAACAAGUAUUGCCUCGAGAGCAGUAACAUCCACUUCUCCCACAUCUGGCUUACGAUAAUCAACGGCAUCUCCAUUGGCGUUGCCGUCACAUCAUGCAUCGCCUUCUACAAUGCCUUGAAAAAGGACAUGAAGCACCACAAGCCGCUUGCCAAGUUCCUGGCUUUCAAACUCAUCAUCGGCUUAUCAUUUCUCCAAGACAUCAUUUUCACCAUUCUCCGCUCCACGGGCGCUCUGAAACAGAGCUCUACCAUGACUUACGCAGAUGUCAAUUUCGGCAUCGACACCAUGACCACCUGUAUCCUAAUGGUGCCGUUUGCCGUUUUCUUCCACUACGCCUAUGACGUUUCCCCCUACGACAUUACGAAGCCACGAAUGCUCCCGUUGUCCGAGAUUCCACCCCAGUACAUCGACGAGGCCAGGUCGUCACAGGAGGCCUUGACCGGCAGAAGCGGCAGUCCAGACUCCUUCAACCAACACCGACAUAUCGGACAUGAGACUGGCGGACAAUACUACGGUGGCGCACUGGGUGUCAAGGCGUGGGCGACCCUGCCGGAUGUCAGGGAGAUCCUGAAAGCGAUUCACUUUGCCUUCACCAUGAGGACGACGGCCAAGAGAAUGAACAGGCAGGUAGUGGGUGUCAAUUCUCCUCCUUACCCACCAUAUUAGUCGAGAAGGAAAAGAGCUGGAAUGCGCUAUGGGUACAAUAUCAUGAGGGUUGGGGCCAAAUGAAACUGUAUAUGACUUGGUGGUGGUGGCGAAGGCGUCCGAGCAUGUGGUUCUUGUGUACGAUCAGCCAGGCGUUGAGAUACAGCGGUAGAUUUGGGAGUUUAGUUUCUUUGAAA